AUGUGCACAUAUCGCAUUCAUUACAGACCGCUUCAUAAUCAGCAAUCGUUCCAAAUGGACUCAAAUAAUCUCUCCGACAAUGAACUUCGUCAGCAACUAACUGCUUUGGGGCAGUCUGUUGGACCACUGACACCAUUAACAAGAACUUUGUAUAAGAAAAAGCUGAAGAAUUUGUUGCGUAUGCAAGGUGAUGCGCCUAUAAACUCACCAACGCAACCUGCGGGAAGGAAUCCGAGGAGUUCUGUUGAAGGAGGCACAGAGGACGUUCCGCACAAUGCGCAGUUAUUUGGUGUGAGACCUAUUUAUUUAGUAUUAGCUGGCACUCCAGCUCCGCCCGGCCCUGUCAAUACGUAUACUACAAAUCUUUAG
Molecule: messenger RNA, 369 nt
Organism: Cylicocyclus nassatus
Lineage: Eukaryota; Metazoa; Nematoda; Chromadorea; Rhabditida; Strongylidae
Source: the annotation of a GenBank genome assembly